UUUUGGCUACAAACAUUUGUGUAAGUCUUGCUCGCUGCUAGCCAUUUUAACAACUCUAAUUUCUCUAAUUUCACUGAUAUUUGUAUCGGCCUCGGUGUUUCUUCGCCGCAUCUGGUGCGCACCCACGUACACCUUCCAUUCCUACGAAAGGUGCCUUCUCAAUUUCUCAUCUUCUUCAGCGAGCACCAACAUCAUCGAAAGAACACCCUAGCCCCUCAAUUGCUUCUUCUUCGUGCAGAUAGAAAGAAGUUUUGGCUGUUUGGAAAAAUUUCAGACUCCUAUUCCCUGAAUGGUUCUUUAUCCAAUGCGUUUAAAGAAUUCAGCAGGCCUUCCAUUCAUUAAGGUGCAGGGAUAUUAUUUUACACCACAUAAAAGGUGUUGUAAGAUGCAUUUUUAGCUUGGCCAAUUCAUUGAAGCUAAAAUAGUCACUAAUAGAAUCUCAUAAAAUCAAAGGGUUUUGGGUUUGUCACCUAUAUGCGUCACAAGAUGAAGCAUAGAGCCCUGAGAGAAAUGAAUGGGAAGAGUAGGGGCACCAUUGCUUGAAACAAUAUUUGAACCUAGGAAUGGUAUUUAAGCAGAAGAGCACACUGCUGAAUUGCUACUAUUGGACAAAUAUUUGGGAGUGAGUAAUGGUAUAUGCCAGAAGUAUUACUUCACUACGACGUCAAUAUAUCUAUAAGCUCAAGAGGUGGCUCAUCAUCUAUUACAGUAAGCUAUUUGCAUUAAUGUGCACAUUGUACUUUGCUUCACUUCGGGGCAGUGCCAAUGGCGUUGGAUUGGGAAGGGCAAUGGCGAGCGCAGUAGGCAGUGGUGGCUCUAGAGUUUGUCUUCGUGUCACUUGCCAGAGUGCGGCUUCAUCAUUGGUUGGAGUGUGUUGUAAUUCUUACUAUCUGCAGGUCAUAGUUGUCGGGUAUACUGGUGGUGAUGAUUCACUGGGGCACCGGGGCCAUUGGGUUUGACGGGUCACUAGAGCGUGUAAGCCACUUUCACUAUCUUUGGGUCAUUGUCACCGCAGUGUACUAUUUUUAUUCCAUGUUUAAUUUUCAAUUUAUUUUUUUCUUUGCAUUUCAAGUGAGUCUAAAUCUUAGAAUUUUUGGUGUUGUAUAUUGGGGUUAUUUAACCUUUGCUUUCACCUUUUCACGAUUAUACAUAUGGGGUUUCUCAUUCUUUUAUCAUCAUUAAAAAUAUUGCGGCACCGUGGUUAGUGUGUUGUGUCCUUUCUGAAUGCGAUACAUGUUCAUGUUUGUCAAAUAGUUUAAUGUUCCUUUACAC
Messenger RNA from Cuscuta epithymum, 1272 nucleotides. The record is from the annotation of a GenBank genome assembly. Lineage: Eukaryota; Viridiplantae; Streptophyta; Magnoliopsida; Solanales; Convolvulaceae.